Molecule: messenger RNA, 7046 nt
Organism: Tachysurus fulvidraco (yellow catfish)
Lineage: Eukaryota; Metazoa; Chordata; Actinopteri; Siluriformes; Bagridae
Gene: map3k21
Product: mitogen-activated protein kinase kinase kinase 21
Exons: 11
Coding region: 1189-4284 (1031 amino acids)
Biological process (GO): protein phosphorylation
Molecular function (GO): ATP binding; JUN kinase kinase kinase activity; protein binding
Source: RefSeq, a predicted model, not a curated record
UUUAUUAUGCAGGUGUUUUAUCAAGGUUUUUACUAUGAAGGUUUAGUAAAACGUUGCCAGAGAAAGAUUUCUAUUUGGAAUUCCAAUGAGAUGCCUGUAAUAUUUUAAAAACAGGUUAGCUUUGUUUAUUUCUUUAUUUCUUUAUUUCUACUAAUUCUAUGCCAAGUUCCCACGCUGAGGUGUAAAGGUCACGUGGGGUUGCUUAGCCAAUCGGACUCCACUGAAUAGCUUCCACGAAGCAACGGAAUGCUGCUGUAAUAAACAAAAAAAUAGCAGUGAGAGCGCGUGGGACGGAGCGCUGAUAGGUGAUUGGUUGGUGCUCUGAGUGAUUGACUAUGGCUCCGCCUCCUUGUGUGUGUGUCGUUAGGGUGAGUGGCGGAGGCAGGCUGACGCCAUGGCGCUGUUCCGCACACUUUCUCUACCGACUUACUGGACUUCUUGGACUCGCUCUAACUAAACCGUUCGCGUUCAUACACAGUUCGGGGUCUCGGGGUUUCACUCGUGUCCAUGGAUUUUUAUUUCGUAAGACGGAAGAGUUGUCUUAUAAGCGAUUUUAUCCGACAUGUUUGUGCUAACUGGAGUCAGGUGAAUGAAGCGGUUGUGUUUGUAAACUUUUAGCUUCUUCUGCUAGCUCAUAGUCUGAGGAAACGACACCAUACGGUGUGGAGAAAGUCUGUAAAGUAAACACCGACCUUUUUAAACACGUUUUGUCAGCUGAAACACGUGAGCGUGUGUUCGGUUUGUACGUUUAUUCUGUGUUUUAGUGAGCAGGUAGCACGAAGUUUGCACCUGUACGUUAGCUAACGUUAGCACGCGAGCUAAUAAGUCCAUAGUGGCCUUUACAAAGCGGGUCUUGUGUCUGUUUUACUUUAGCGACAGUUAAGUGAAGUGAAAACGUUUUAGUUUAUAAUACAGAUGUGACUGGUUGUAACAGGACUCGUGUGUGUGUCACUGAGGUUUGAGACGCUCUACAGUCUCAGGCUGGUUUAACGUGGUUUAGGGGCAAUGGGCAAACACAGACAGGUCAGAGUCAGACCCGUUAACGGAUAAGACGCAGACUGGUCCGCGUCCACGCGCCCGUUUCCCCGGUGGUUAUUGCAUGUCUCGAGCGGUAACGCGACCCCAGUUUACGUUCAUUCUCCGCUCGGACAUCAGCGCACCUUAUGGUGCCGCCGCAGACGCCGAGUCAUGGAUGUUCCCCGGGCCGUUUUCCCGAACGGUGAGGGGCGACUAGCGGAGCAUGGCUGGCCGGAGAGCUCCACUUCCUCCUCUUCCUCAUCCUCCGCAGCUGCCGGGAACUCUCGCGCGCACUCGGCGCCGGCGCGCACGCGCUCGUUGUGGACUGCGGCGUACGACUACGAGGCGAGCGGCGAGGACGAGCUCAGCCUGCGGCGCGGUGACGUGGUCGAGGUGCUGUCCAAAGAUGCGGCCGUGUCAGGCGAUGAAGGCUGGUGGACCGGCAAGCUCAAUCACCGCGUGGGGAUUUUCCCAUCUAACUACGUCACCUACCAACCGGCUGUGUACAGACCGGCGGCGGUGUCCUCACCAGCAUCUUCAGCGUCAUCCGCAUCACGAGAUCCUUUAAACAUUCCGUUCAGCGAGCUCGUGCUCGAGGAGAUCAUCGGCGUCGGCGGCUUUGGUAAAGUGUACCGUGGCACAUGGCGCGAGCAGGAGGUCGCCGUGAAGGCGGCGCGCCAGGACCCGGACGAGGACAUAACCGCCACCGCGGAAAGCGUCAAGCAGGAGGCCAAGCUGUUCUCCAUGCUGCGCCACCCCAGCAUUAUCCGGCUCGAGGGCGUGUGUCUGGAGGAGCCCAACCUAUGCCUGGUGAUGGAGUACGCGCAAGGAGGCACGCUGAACCGCGCGCUAACCGGCAGACGCAUCCCGCCACACAUCCUGGUCAACUGGGCCGUGCAGAUAGCCAAGGGCAUGCAGUACCUGCACGAGGAAGCCGCCGUGCCCAUCAUCCACCGUGAUCUAAAGUCCAGCAACAUUUUAAUACUUGAAAAAAUUGAGAACAAUGAUAUUGGUAGGAAGACUCUGAAGAUCACUGACUUUGGCUUGGCUAGAGAGUGGCACAAGACUACCAAAAUGAGUGCUGCGGGCACAUACUCGUGGAUGGCUCCUGAGGUCAUCAAAUCCUCUCUUUUCUCCAAAGGCAGUGAUGUAUGGAGUUAUGGGGUGCUUCUCUGGGAGCUGCUGACAGGAGAGGUUCCAUACCGUGGAAUUGAUGGGUUGGCAGUAGCCUAUGGAGUAGCUGUCAACAAGUUAACCCUCCCCAUUCCAUCCACCUGCCCUGAGCCUUUUGCUAAGCUCAUGGAAGAAUGCUGGGAGCAGGAUCCCCACAUCCGACCGAUGUUUGCUACCAUCCUGGAGCAGUUGACUGCCAUAGAGGAGGCUGUGAUGGCCACCAUGCCACAGGACUCUUUCCACUCCAUGCAGGAGGACUGGAGGGUGGAGAUCCAGGAGAUGUUUGAUGAGCUACGAACGAAAGAGAAGGAGCUGCGCUCUCGUGAGGAGGAACUGAUGCGGGCGGCACUGCAACAGAAAUCUCACGAGGAACUGCUGAAAAGGAGAGAGCAACAGCUUGCUGAGAGAGAGAUCAAUGUGCUGGAGCGUGAGCUCAACAUUCUCAUCUUCCAGCUGAACAAGGACAAGCCCAACGUCAAGAAGAGGAAGGGCAAGUUUAAGCGCAGUCGCCUCAAGCUGAAGGACGGCAACCGCAUCAGCUUGCCAUCAGAUUUUCAGCACAAGAUCACAGUGCAGGCUUCGCCAUCGAUGGAGAAGAGGAGGAGUUUGAACAGCACCAGUUCCAGCCCUCCCAGCAGUCCCACACUAAUCCCUCGCCUCCGGGCAAUUCAGUUGAUCCGUUCCUGUGACUCUACACAAAGGAACAGUAUAUAUGUGUAUCACCAAGAUGUGGAUAUCACAAACGAGUGUAAACCUUGUACAGGGAGGAAAGUGACUCUGGAUGAGAGCAACAGGACAUGGGGCAGGAGCACCAUCUAUAAGCCUGAGGAGUUUGAAGAUGCUAGGAAAGGCAUAAAGAAGAAGGUUCGCACGUGGGGUCCGAGCUCCAUUCAGACUAAAGAGAGAGGAAGCAGUGCUGAAAGAGUUCGGCCCCUCUCAGAUGGGAACAAUCCUUGGUCCACUACUCCACUGAAAUCCCAGAAAUCUGUUCCACUGGCUGCAUUAUUUGCCGAACAGGGCACGGCUAAAGAUGAAACAAGCUCUCUCGACAGUUCAGACAGCAAACCAAAGCAACUCAAGUUCCCCAAUCAGGUCUACAUUGAUCUACCUCUGUGGAAGGACGAGCAGAGCGAGGUACCUGGGGUCAGUGUAGGGGGUGGGACAGAGAGCCAGGAAGAGCCAACCACAUCCACCAGUUCAACAAGUACAACACCUCAACACACACCCACUAACAGCCUGAAGCGGGCGGGUGGGAGGCGCCGUACAGACACUGUGCUGCACAGCUGUGCCUCACUCCUAGCUGCUGUGGCUCUGGGCCUGGACCUGCGUGAUGCCCAUAAGGCCACACCUACUGAUGAGGUGGAGCCUCGAGAAGACCGGAAGAAGCGGGAAGGCCUGUUUCAACGUGCCACGCGUUUCCGACGCAGUUCCAGCCCACGCAGGGACGACAACCUGCUGGUCAUGUCCUCAAUCUCAGAGUGCAACUCCACUAAGUGUCUCCUUCACCCAGACUCUGAGAGUCUCGAACAUAGCCCUGUAACUGGGGCACAAGUCAAUGGCUUUGGAUUCUACAAUAUCAGCCAGAGCAGCAGAAAUGUGAACAGAACUGAUCUGUGCCCUCCCCCUCCUAUAGUACCAGAUCAUGGCACCAACUCUGGGUCCCGUCUCAGGAGGAAGAAAUCCAGUCCUGCUGUCUGUCAGAAUACAGCUGGCACAAACUGUUCUAAUGCUGCUGCUGAAGUCCCUAUAGUGGCAUCCUUACAGAAAAAGCAAGCUGACCGAGAGAGCAGCCAAGAAAAGCAGAGUGCUUCCGACUCCCUCUCCAGGCCCAGGCCGUUGUCUCUGCGAGUCAAACCUCACUGCUGGGGACUACUGAGGAGCAGAAACAAGAGCUAUUCUCUAGGUCACUGCUCUGGAGAGAAGACUGCACAGAGCCUGGGCAUCAUGCUGUCCCCUGAGGUCAAAAUGGGUUGCUCUCUCUUAGACAUGGACACUGAGGGACAGAAACGUGACUGCACCGUCCCCCUUUGCCGAAUCCAGAGCACACCAAGUCGCCCGUCUGCCUUUGAACUGGAAAAGGAGUUCUUUUCUUGAAACGAGCCUCCUCUCCUUUCGCCUCCCUUCCUUUUCUCUCCUCUCACCUCCCUUCCUCUCUUCACCUCCCUUCCUUUCCUCCUCUCUUCACCUCCCUUCCUUUCUUUCAAUCUCACCUCCCUUCCUUUUCUCUUCUCUCUCCUCCCUUCCUCUCUUCGCCUCCCUUCCUUUUCUCUUCUCUCACCUCCCUUCCUCACCUCUAAUCUCCUCUCCUCGCCUCCUCUCCUCUCAUGUGUGCAGGACUCGCAAAACAUUGUGGCAUUCAUGCCCAAUCUAUUGCUGCUGGAGUUGUCAUGUUAUAUGUUUUGUCUGUUUGUAUUUUGUUUGUUUUUUUAUUUAUAUUCAGUUUAUUUUGAUAAGUAAUUUAAUAUGAAAAGGACAUAUGAGCAAAAUGAUCAGCAUUCCGUUUUACUGUAGAAUGGCCAGUGCGUAGCCGAUUAUGUUUUUACACUACCACAUGUGCACAUUACAUGUUUAAAAAAAAAAAAGUCGGCAUAUUACUGUACUUUAAAAUUUUGUAGGUGUUAAUUUUAUUUGUAUUAGAAACAAAGUUGUUUAUUGAACCUCGAUAAUCCUGGAUAUUAGAGUUUAUUCUGAAUUUAUAUAGAUUGAAUGUGUGGAAUUUUUUUUUUUUUUUUAUAAAAUAUAAUCCUGCAGGUUUUUGCCUCCUGGUUGAUCAGAGUAUAGAGACAUUGCUGUAUGGUGCAGAUAUGAGCGAACGUGGAAUCGGGCAUCUGUAUUUAAAAUGUUAGUUCCCUGAGGAAGUCACAUGGGUCAUGAAAUCCAGUGACUUCCCCUCCAUUGCUUGCUAAGUAUCUGUAACAUUUACACUUCUUAACCCUGAGUAAAACAGUGCAGUCAGUAUUACAGCCUCUUGGUGGUCUCACUGUUAUUUGGCUUCCCCUCACCACAGAGUUUGCUGCUGUUGUUUGCUUGAUGCUCUAGUUCCCAGGUGACCUUUUCCAUUUUUUGUUUUCCCCACCACAUCUGCGAAACAGGUGCAGGUUGAGAUUAUGCUUCUUCCCUGCUUGUGAUAGUUCUGUUUUCUUUUACCAUGGCUGGUUAAACUGUUAUUACUUCCUAACUUACUAAGUUUACAAGCUGUAGAUGCACUGUGGUUCCAGUCUUUUCACACGAUGGGCACAGAAAGCCUUUGUUAUUCAGUUAGGAGGAUGUGAGGAUCGGACCAAUCUGCUUCUAAAACACGGACUGCCAUGCCUUUGACAAUAUACUAUAAGGUUAGAAGGUGUCAUUGAUGCUUUUGGUUUAUGUGAACAGUGUGUUUACUGUGUUACCUGAAAAGCAGGUAAUAAAUUCAAUAACAGAAUGGUAGUGAUUACUGAACCAGCAGUUUUGUUUUUUGUUUUUUAAAGUCAAGCUUUAUUACAAAUCUGAUGUUUUAUAUAUGGUUUUAGCAGACCAAAAUGUAAUUGGAAUUUGAGUAGCAUUUUCCUGUUUUGAUCUAUGAAUUCCUUUUUAAUGUUCUUUUCUUUCUUCCAACUGUUAGCUUCUCUCAUUCUUCUGAACUGACUGUUAAAUCAAAGGCUUCCCUGUAUUGCAAUUUCCCUACUGAAGACCCCUAUUUUAGCUCCUUAUGUGUACUUUGAGCUGGCACAAACACCGAGGUUUUAGCCCAAAGCUCAGUGAAGCUAAACGACCAGGUAUAAUCUGAACCAUUUCCACAAUGUUUCCUUGUAAGUGUUCCUUAAAGUGCUACCAGUCGUAAGACCUCACUCUUUCCUUACGUCUAUUAAAGCUACAAAAAUAAAAUCUGCUGAGAGGAAAUUUUUGUUUAAAGACUCACAGAACCUUCAGGUAUGUUCAAGAGUUUAUGCAGUCCACAGAUUGAUUUGAUUUUUAUACAUUUUGUAACAUCAUCUGCUUAAACUGAGUAUGUAUUAAAAAACUGUAUAAAAAAAACGUGGGGCUGAAAUAUGUCACUUUUUUAUAAGAAGAAAAAUUGUCAUUCUGUGAACUUACUACCCCAUGCAGGUGAACAUCACUUGUCAUUUGGAGCAUAAGUUUUGGACAAAAUGUUAGAACAUGCCCUGUGAUCAUCUCAUAAAAGCUUCUUAUGUAGCACUGUGAUUUUAUAUAGUGAUUGUUGACCAUGAACUGCUGUUUUACAAGAUUUAAGUAUUUUUUUUUUAUGCGAAAUUAAUGUAAUUAUUAUGAUGAUGAUGUCUUACAAAACACCAGUGAGGCUGGAACUGCAGUUGCACAUUUGAUUACGUGAAAAAACACUGAAUUGUGUGGUUCAGGAUACUGUAAUUAUUUUUUUUACUAAAAUGAAGUAGUAGCGUGUCUGUAGGAAAAGUACCAGAUGUUGAUUUUAUUUUAUUUUUCCCCCCCUUUUCUCCUCUUGCUCUUCCUCUUCCCAACAGUUAUAACUGCAGAUUUAAAAAAAAAGAAAGAAAAAAAACACAGCACAUGGAUACUAAAAAAGCCACUGGAUGAACUUCUCACCAAAGUUGCCCUUUCUCUCCAGCAUUUUGGUUUGUGAAUUUUUUUUUUUUUUUUUUUUUUUAAUAAACAAAGGCAAUAUUUGUUACAUGGAUCACAUGUACUGUAUAUACAUUAUGAUUUUGAGGACUUGCUCAGUUAUUUUAGUGCCUGUCUGAGCCACAUGACCAAAUCAAUGUUGAGGUGGUUUGCUGGUACUGUAUUAGAUGACAGCAUCAGUAACUGUUGAAAAGGAUUCUUUCUGAAAUCACAAUUGUACUCAAGUGAUCAAUAAAUCCUUUAUUCCUCAUUUUACCUGA